This is a messenger RNA of Oncorhynchus kisutch (coho salmon), 2153 nucleotides long. RefSeq names its product pituitary adenylate cyclase-activating polypeptide type I receptor-like. The transcript has 13 exons. The record is from RefSeq and is a predicted model, not a curated record. NCBI's taxonomy places the organism in Eukaryota, Metazoa, Chordata, Actinopteri, Salmoniformes, Salmonidae. Gene Ontology annotation, molecular function: G protein-coupled peptide receptor activity; peptide hormone binding. The coding region runs from base 1 to 1587 and encodes 528 amino acids. Gene Ontology annotation, cellular component: plasma membrane. Gene Ontology annotation, biological process: adenylate cyclase-modulating G protein-coupled receptor signaling pathway; cell surface receptor signaling pathway.
AUGAGCAGCCAUAGAUCUGCUGCUACCAGGGCUGGAAAACCAGGGGUUGGUGCUGCGUCUGGUGCUGGGACUGUGGGCCUGGAAGCAACAGGAACCGGGAACCAGGAGGAAAGACAACUUGAAGAGCAAGCAGACACACAAGGGAGCCCUAGACCCAGGGAUCAGGGAUGGCCCUCCACUGGGGUCCGCUUGCUCCGGGUCAAGGUGGAGGCCAUCCAUCCAGACUGUGCCUUGGUGUCCCAACACAUGAAGGCCCAGCAGAGCUGUAUCCACACACGCAGACAGGAGGGUCGCAACCGUUCUGCCAGGACAGGGUGUCGUACGGAGUGGGAUGAGGUCAGGUGCUGGUACCGGGCUGAUGUGGGCCAGAUUGUCAAUGUGUCUUGCUCAGACAUCUCCCAGCUCUUCGCCAACAAAGGUUACAUCUUCAGGAACUGUACGAUGGGUGGCUGGACAGAGCUGUACCCUACAUAUGAGGAGGCCUGUGAGUUCGCAGAGGAGUCAGAGACAGGAUCAGAGACAACAUACUUUUUGACCAUCAGUCAGGUGUACACUGCUGGAUACGCCACCUCCCUCAUCUCCCUCAUAUCAGCCAUUUUUGUCUUCGCUGUGUUCAGGAAGUUCCACUGUACCAGGAACUACAUCCACAUCAACCUCUUCUCCUCGUUCAUCCUGAGAGCCAGUGCCGUCUUCAUCAAGGAUGGGGUUCUUUUUGCUGAUGAGAACUUCGACCACUGCUUCAUGUCCACUACGGCGUGUAAAUCAGCAGUGGCGUUCUUCCAGUUCAGCAUCCUGGCUAACUACUUCUGGUUGCUGGUCGAGGGCAUGUACCUCCAGACGCUCCUUGCCCUCACCUUUGUCUCACACAAUAAGUACUUCUGGUGGUACACACUCAUCGGCUGGGGUCUCCCAACCACAGUAUUGGUGGUGUGGGUUCUGACACGAAACUUCUAUGAUAACAGAGGUUGCUGGGACGACACCGAUGUGGCCUUCAUUUGGUGGAUUAUCAAAGGGCCUAUAACUGCAUCACUGCUGGUCAACUUCAUCAUCUUCAUUAAUGUGAUCCGUAUUCUGGUCCAGAAGCUAAAAUCUCCCGGUGUCAGGGGACACAACACAGGCCACUUCAUGAGGCUGGCUAAGUCCACCCUGUUCCUGAUCCCUCUGUUUGGGAUGCAUUACAUGGUGUUUGCCUUCCUACCAGAGAACACAGGAGAGGAGGCACGCAUCUUCAUAGAGCUGGGUCUGGGAUCCUUCCAGGGCUUUUUUGUGGCUCUGCUCUACUGUUUCCUGAAUGGAGAAGUGCAGGCGGAGCUGAAGAAGCGUCUGUGGAAGUGGCAGACCCAGGGCUAUAUGAGCUACAGUAGGAGAAGACGCACUCUAUUCACAGAGAGCUCCACCGUCACACAGAUCUCUGUGCUGGAGAAGUCCUCCCCCAAGGAAAUGCCCUGCAUCAGUGACACAUACACACUCUCACACACCGACACACACACACUCACACACAGCUCUGUCUCAAUCUGUGAUGACACACACACCCUAACACACAACUCUGAUUCCACCUGCACUGACACACUCACACACACUGUCUGAGUGAACAAUAAUUAAAUGUCUCUCUUUUCCUUCUCCUUCUCCUGCAAUCCCCAAAUAUCAGAUAGAACUGUCUCUAGAGAGGUCUCUCUUUGAAUGUUGUUCCAUAGAUUGUGGUAUCUGUUGUGUUGACUGAUUGACUUGGCUGGGGGGUUCCAUAGACUGACGAAGAACUCUACAGGAAAAUCCUUGAGUCCCUAAAUCGCAAUUGCCACAGUUUGACCAGAUUCCCAACUGAAGCAACCCUUAUAGUAUCUACAAUAUACAGUAUAUUUCAUAGUACAAUGAUAUACACAGCCUUGUGUGUCAGGGCAUUUCGAACUGUACUGUGUUUGGGUUGUUUGCUGGUAUUUUUGCCAGACAUGGGCUUUGCUGGCUGUGUGCUCUAGUCACUACAGUAGACUCUAGUGGACUGUGCUUGUAUCCAGAGUAGUAAGAAAUCAAACAGUGCCUGCAUCUGAAAUGGCAAAUUAUUCCCUAUAUCAUCCAUGUUCAACUGACCUCUCUCCCCUCAUCAACCUGAAGUGUACAGAGAAGAACAACCACUUAUCAGUGGUGGAAAAAGUACC